UGUGGACGGCUUUGAUGAAAUAAAAUCUGUGAGAAGUUUGAUGGCGUCAAAUUUUGAAAGUUGGUGUAGUUACUGUAGUAGUUGUUCGGCAUUCAGAUGCUGUUGUAUUUACUGUGUGUUUUCGUAGCCUUCUGUUGAUAUGGCUUUGGUUAAUGAGCAUACGGGUAAUCCUACAACACCACAGUCUCAAACUCAUGGCAUAAAUAAAUCGCUCCUUACUCCUUGCAGACGUGUAGGCCUCAAAAGAAAAUCUCCCACUGUUUCUCCCAGUUGUUCUUUUGUAAGUGGUCAAAAUUUAAGUACACCUGAUAAAAAUGAGGGAAGUGAUGAAUUACUGUCAAAGGCGAAAUGUGUGACACCACACAGUUUCAAAUCUGCAGAAACCCCUAAGAGAGACUUUACGCCGAAAAGAGGUGAAGGCCCACAGAAAACUGUUACAAGCAAAAAAGAGCAUCGUGUGAGGCGGAGAGGCACGCAGGCGCAACUGCGAGACGCAGUUGAAAAUGAAACUGUAAGCCCAGACGUAGAUAACCGUAGUUCGCAAACUGAUGUUACAGAGAUUGCAAACAGUACGAGUGUUGAUACUGAUUUCGAAAUAGUUUACGAUCAGAAAACACUGGCCGAUUUAGAAAGAAAUGUAGCGGCGAAAGAGGAUAAAGUGCAGUCGCUGAGAGUUGCUCAGCUCUAUCGGAAAAAGCAUGAUUUGACAAAGCUAAGGGAAUCCAUCUGUAAAUGGAAAGCUGGAUGUCAGAGUGCUCUUCAGGAUUUAUUAGAAAUGACACAUGAACAAGGACAUAAAGUAACUAUGAUGCAGCUGUUGUCACAUCUUGGAAUACCACCUACUUUGAUAGAAUAUGAACCCGAACAGGAUGAAUUUACAUGAAAGCAACAGUAUUACACAGGGGAGCCUAUACACUCAGUCUUUGUAAAUAUGAUAGUUUAAUUGUUUAGCAUAAGUAAUUAUGUUGCCAAUUAUAAAUAUGUAUUUUGAAGGAUAACUACCUUAUUUUAUGUAUGAAUAUGAAGGAAAAAAGAAAAAUACAAUUGAAAUUAUUCUUAUGAAUUGCGUAAUACUUCCAGUAGGAAUGAAAAAAUUUGUCAUGUAAAAUGUCUAUUUCUGUCUGUUUAGUUCUUCGCAGCAUUCAGAACACCAGCAUAGAACCUCUCAACAUUUCAGAGUAACAAAAAACAUUUUUAUUGAAAUGUUGAAUUUUGUUGUACAGAGGUUACUUAGACUGUCAGCCUAGGCUUCAUAUCAAAUAACCAUUUCCUGAUAUCAUCAGGGUCAAAAAUUGGCACACACAACAUUUGUUACAGCUUGAUAUGCACAGUGAUACUUUGCACUAACAAUGUUGGAGAGAAAAAGUGACUUUUCAGUGAGGGAAAAUUAACAUUGGUUAAUUUCCGGACUUCAGAAUAUGAAAUUUUGUUAUGAUAUUGAGAAGAAUAUGCAGUUAUACAAGCAAAGCUUAUCA
Schistocerca nitens (vagrant locust) is the source of this 1475-nucleotide messenger RNA. RefSeq lists its product as uncharacterized. The coding region runs from base 140 to 883 and encodes 247 amino acids. Gene Ontology annotation, biological process: positive regulation of DNA-templated transcription; double-strand break repair via homologous recombination. The transcript has 2 exons. NCBI's taxonomy places the organism in Eukaryota, Metazoa, Arthropoda, Insecta, Orthoptera, Acrididae. Gene Ontology annotation, cellular component: Swi5-Sfr1 complex. The record is from RefSeq and is a predicted model, not a curated record.